AUGAAGGAGGAGGAUGAGGGAGAGUCGGAGGAUGAGGGAGAGUCGGAGGAUGAGGGAGAGUCGGAGGAUGAGGGAGAGUCGGAGGAUGAGGGAGAGUCGGAGGAUGAGGGAGAGUCGGAGGAUGAGGGAGAGUCGGAGGAUGAGGGAGAGUCGGAGGAUGAGGGAGAGUCGGAGGCUGAGGGAGAGUCGGAGGCUGAGGGAGAGUCGGAGGCUGAGGGAGAGUCGGAGGCUGAGGGAGAGUCGGAGGCUGAGGGAGAGUCGGAGGCUGAGAGAAAGAAAAAAGUGAAGCGGAGAGAAGAGAAAUAG
This is a messenger RNA of Homalodisca vitripennis (glassy-winged sharpshooter), 306 nucleotides long. Its product is annotated as tripartite motif-containing protein 44-like. Lineage: Eukaryota; Metazoa; Arthropoda; Insecta; Hemiptera; Cicadellidae. The transcript has a single exon. The record is from RefSeq and is a predicted model, not a curated record. Bases 1 to 306 code for a protein of 101 amino acids.